CACGGCGUCGACCCCCCGACCACAUCCAUCAGUCGCCGCUGCCGACGUUUGACAUUCGACGACAAAGGGGAGAGAUUUAGUCCGGAUUUCCACUGCGAUUUCUGCCCGCGUGCACCACGCCAGGACAACGACGACAAUGCAGUCGCCCAUGGCUGGUGGUGCGACUGUGCAGUCGCCGAUGGCCAUGUCAUCCCACGCGCCAGGCACGCCCGCCUCGCUGGGCUCCCAGACGCCUCGCCUGGGCCAUGGCAGGACAAUGACGCCUCAGACAUCCAUGUCCAGCUCCACAGCGCCCUACCUCACCCCGGCCGCCUUUCCCGCACCACCACCACAACCACAACCACCACCGCCUGGGCCAAAGAUGGGUCCUCCGGGCCCCGUGAUGAACAGCAGCCAUCCCAACAGCAGCUUCUCGCUUUUAUCGACGCAGAUGCAGCCCAGCACAUCGCACGCCCUCGCUGCGCAGUUCCCCCCUGGAUCCGCCCUCAGUCGCUUGCAUCAGUACGCUGAAGGGCUUUCAGCAGGGCCGGAUCGCCACACCGCCGAGUACUGGCGAUCAUUUGUCAAUGAGUUCUACCUGCCCACGGGCCACAUGCAUCUUGUCCUGUGGAACCCAACAUCACGAGAGCAAAAGGGCUUUGAUGUCCCUGCCUCUGUCGUCUCGCGCUGGCUCCAGACCAACUACGUCUCGGGCGUUCGAAGCACCCAGCUGCACCUCGAGAACCCGCGCGAGUACGUGAGCGGCCUCUCGACGUUUCCCAUGCCGCCGCGCUCGAGCCGGUUCGUGCACAGCGUGCCGUCGGCCAACGUCACCCACCUGCUCGAGACGACGCGGGCGACGAUGAGCAUGCACUUUGACAAUGGCUGGCAGGUCCAGAUGCUCGGCCUCGUCCGCGUGGCCUUUGUGCCCGCCACAAAGGUCGCCCAGUCGCCCUCGCUCCUCCUCUCGACGACGGCCACGCGCCUCGAGACGCAGCUCCGCAUCGAGUCCUUUGACUUUCUCGUCCAGUCCCACACCUCGCUCCUGCCCAGCCACUCUGUGCUCCGGUCCGAGAUCGAGCAGCCGAUUCCGCUUCAUGUUGUGAAAGCCAUCCUGGCUGCCAAUGGCCUUUCUACAUCCAAUCCCGUUCUUCCCUCUCAUUCUCACAAGUUGGCAGAGAAUGGCGCACCAGCAAAGGCGGCGACGGCAUCCGACGGCAGCAGCAGCAGCAGUAAUACUAGCAGCAGCGGCAAUGGCAAUGGCAAUGGCAAUGGCGGCGACAGAAGAGACGAUGGCAAAAAGGAGGGCGAUGGCGGAGCCAAAGAUAGAGGAAGCGAGGCAGACAAGGGGAAAAAGGAGACGAGCGACAAGGAGAAAGGGUCAACGAGCGGCGAGGAGGGUAAAGGAGCAGGCGCAUUCAGCGUCAAGGUCGACCGGCUCUCGGUGCCGGACAGCCCCGUCAACGAGUAUGGCAUCACGUUGAGGGCGAUGCGAUGCCUCGAGAUCACAGAGAGCGUGUGCCAGCUGCGGGAUCUUAUGGACUUUUCGAUGCGUGACCGGGCGUCGCAGCAGCUUGGGCCCAUCGAUGCGCUCAAAAGGCUUGCGCUGCAGUACAAGGACCUGCAGAGCCGCCAGGUCGCGCCUCUCGCAGGCGUGAAUAAUAUGAAUGCAGCUGGGCAGGCAGGAGCAUCGACAGCGACGACGGGAGCAGGGCAAGGGAUCGGGGCAGGGCAGCAGCAGCAGCAAGGAUUGUCGAGCAGAGUUAAUGGCGACCAGCCGGGGAAUUUAGGCGCAGAAGAGAGCAAGUCGGGAGGAGGCGCAGGGGGAGUCAAGCGCAGCCCUGCCCCGACAGCCAUGUCGAGCCCCAACAAGAAGGCGCGAUGACAUCGAUCACGCACGCGCACAAACAGAGGAGGAGGAGCAGAAGAGUGUGGGUUAGAAUUGUACUGUACGAGUCCUUUCAGCAUAUAUACACCACCAUCACCGUUAUCACCAACACAACCCAGACUGUUCUUUCUAUCGCAUCCAUUGCAGCAGUACACUUGU
This is a messenger RNA of Acaromyces ingoldii, 2026 nucleotides long. RefSeq lists its product as hypothetical. The transcript is spliced from 2 exons. Lineage: Eukaryota; Fungi; Basidiomycota; Exobasidiomycetes; Exobasidiales; Cryptobasidiaceae. Gene Ontology annotation, cellular component: transcription regulator complex; nucleus. The record is from RefSeq and is a predicted model, not a curated record. Bases 137 to 1864 code for a protein of 575 amino acids. Gene Ontology annotation, biological process: positive regulation of transcription by RNA polymerase II; negative regulation of transcription by RNA polymerase II.